Lycium barbarum (goji berry) is the source of this 2286-nucleotide messenger RNA. Its product is annotated as high mobility group B protein 6-like. The transcript is spliced from 4 exons. Bases 676 to 1509 code for a protein of 277 amino acids. The record is from RefSeq and is a predicted model, not a curated record. Lineage: Eukaryota; Viridiplantae; Streptophyta; Magnoliopsida; Solanales; Solanaceae.
AAAAAACUUUCCAUCCUCUCAAAAGCAUCUAUUUUUCGUAUGUAACACAUCCAAUUAUAGCUCAUGUAAGUUUAAAUUCGGAUCUGACUCUCUCUGCCCUGCCCUGUUGAAAAUUUUGUUGUAUUGUCCCUGCCCCGCCUUCUCAGUUUAAGCUUUUCCUCUGCCCUGCCCUGCCCUGCCCUGCCCCACCCCAUUCCCGUAACUACUUUCAACUGAGUUUUGCUAAUCAUGAGACUUUGAUUUGUUAGCAAAUAACGCCUGCUUUCAUCAAUGAACACAAGAAGAUGUUGGCGAAGACCUGCUUACUGCAAACGAAUGAAGGGAUAUUGCGGGAAGCAAAGAUAAUAAGAGAGAAUUCCAAUUUCUUCAUCUGUGAAGGAGACUGGCUACAGUUUGUGGUGUAUCACAAGCUGAGACCUGGGGAAAUCUUGCUCUUCUUACUCAUUGAUAAAUCGACGUUCCUUGUGGUGACCUACACCCAGAAAAGUGGUAAAAACCUUCGUGGGUGGUAACCUUUUCAGGAACUCAGCAGUAGCUCGGAAGAGGAAAAUGAAGAGGACACGGAACCUUCAAGAAAUUCGAAGGAAUCAUCAGAUUCUGAGGAAGAACGCGUUGAUCCAUCCAGUUGCUCCAAAGAUGGGGAAAAUCCUAGCUACUCAUAUUUAGGUUCUUAUCAUGACAGGAGUUAAAUCCAAUGUCAAAGAUGAUGAAAUGAUCUGCUUGAAGAAGAAAGUUUCGGAACUAGAAUUGUCUGUCAGUGAUCUUGACAACCCUAAGUGGCCUCUAGGUUCUUUCUUUGUUUUCAUGGAUGAGUUUAAGAAGUGGUGCCUCGAGGUGAAUCCAAACAUCAAAUCUUUUGAUGCUGUCAAGAAAGCUGGCAGAGGCAAGUGGAAACGGAUAUCAGAUGCUGAGAAGGCUCCUUAUAUAGCAGAGGCAAAGAAAAAGAACGUAGAAUAUGCUAAGGUCUUGGAUUCUUAUAACUGGCGAAUGGCUGCUGGAUAUGCUGAAGAAGGGGAAUCUGUCAGACCAAGGUCCGAGUUUGAUCCAUCCAAUGGCUCCAAAGAUGGAGAAAAUCCUUGCUACUCACAUUUAGAUAAAAUUAUCCGUUUGAAGAAGAAAGCUCGAGGACUAGACUGGUCUAGGAUGCUUGUCAGGGAUCUUGACAACCCUAAUAGGCCUUUAAGUGCUUUCUUCGCUUUCAUGGAAGAGUUGAAGAAGCAGUUCUUGGAGGUGAAUCCAAACAUCAAAUCUCUUGUCGCUGUUGGGGAAGCUGGUUUAGGCAAGUGGAAACAAAUGUCAGAUGCUGAGAAAGCUCCUUAUAUAAGAAGGUCGAAUAUGCAAAGAUCAUGGAGGCACAGGCGAAUGGCUGCUGGAUAUGCCGAAGAAGAGGAAUCUGACAAGUCAAGGUCCGACGUUAAUCCAUCCAGUGGCUCCAAAUAUAGGGAAAUUCCCUCUGACACACAUUUAGGAGAUAAUCUGAUGCCGAAGCUAAUUAUGUAUUCCACAUGAAGCCGAAAGCUCCGGGACUAAAUAAUGUAAGAAAGCUUGCCAAACCUAAGAGGCCUGUGAGUGCUUUCUUCAUUUUCAUGAACGAGUUCAGUAAGCAGUUUCCUGAGAUGAAUCUAAGCAUCGAAUCUAUCGUCGCUAUCGGGAAUGCUGGUGAAGGCAGGUGGAAGCAGAUGUCAGACACUGAGAGAAUUCCUUAUAUAGCAGAGGAAGAGAAAAGGAAGCUGGAAUAUGAAAAGAGAACGAAUGCUUAUAGUAGGCUCGUGGCUGUUGUAGAUACCGAAGAAGAGAAAUCUGACAAGUCAAGGUCCGAGUUUGAUGACAAAGAGGAAAGUGGAGAGGAAGAGGAUGACGACGACUUGUGUAAUAUAUCCUAUGUAUGACAUCUUCUUUCCCCAUUAAAUUUGGGCCUUUCGGCAGUGGCAGAGCCAGGAUUUUCGUCUAGGGGGUUCAAAAAUUCUAAAAGGUAAAUACACGAAGAAGUCAGGGGGUUCAACAUCUACUAUAUAUACAUAAUAAAAUAAUUUUAACUUUGAAAAUACACUGUAAUUUUUCGCCGAGGGCCCCCUGGAGCUAACGUGGCUCCGCCCCUGCCUUUCGGUCUUUAGAGGUUUUGUAGAGAAGGAAAAAGAUGGAAUUUAGAGCAGCUUCUGUCAAAACUCAAUGGCUCUUUGUACUGUUUAUUUUGAUGCUGCUUAAUGAUAAUUCAGCUAGGCAUUUGUCUUUCUUGGCUAGUUUAUGGAUUUCCAUUUAAUACUAUCUCUUUCUAAUUGUCUGUUU